Messenger RNA from Neogale vison (American mink), 3108 nucleotides. Its product is annotated as SUMO-specific isopeptidase USPL1-like. Gene Ontology annotation, biological process: protein desumoylation; Cajal body organization. Gene Ontology annotation, molecular function: SUMO binding. NCBI's taxonomy places the organism in Eukaryota, Metazoa, Chordata, Mammalia, Carnivora, Mustelidae. Gene Ontology annotation, cellular component: Cajal body. The record is from RefSeq and is a predicted model, not a curated record.
CCUCCUUUAGCAAGUACCAAAAAGACUAAAAAUCAUGUCGUUGGUGAACAAGUUUUGAACAGCAAACAUGAUGGAGAAGCAUAUGAUGAAACCUUGUCUCACUUACCUGAUUUACCACACAGUGGUCUACCGAACCCAGUUAGGACAGCUGAUUCCUUGGAACAGAAUGAGAUUUUGGAGGCUGGUAUUGACAUGGCUGCUGAAGAAUAUCCUGCUACAGUUGAUGUUUCUGAAACUGGAGGGAUUUCUCCUCAGAAUGAAGGAUGCGCAUCUGAACUGGAAAUGGCAUUGGAGAGCAAAUGUACAUCACUUUGCCAGUCUUUAUGUGUCCAGUGGAAAAAUGCUAAUGCUCUCUGUUGGUUAGAUUGUAUUCUGUCAGCAUUGGUGCACUUGGAAGGCUUAAAAAAUACUGUGACUGGCCUAUGCUCUAAUGUGAACUCUGUGUUCUGGCAGUUGUUCAUGAAGUAUGAUCAAGACAAUAAACUUCUGCACACCAAUCAGUUGGAUGGAAUUAAAGAUGGAGAUUGUAAAAAACUUACUUCAGAAAUACUUGCAAAGAUAGAGUCCUGUCUGAAUGAAGUCAGAGAUGAAAUUUUCAUUAGGCUUCAGCCUCAGCUUAGAUGCACAUUAUGUGAUAUGGAAAGCCCCGUGUUUGCACUUCCCCUGCUCUUAAAAAUGGAACCCGUCAUUGAAAAGCUCUUCAUGUAUUCUUUCUCUUGGAACUUUGAAUGUUCACAGUGUGGACACAAGUAUCAAAAUAGACAUAUGAAGAAUCUGGUCACUUUUACAAAUGUCAUCCCUGAGUGGCACCCACUUAAUGCUGCCCAUUUUGGUCCAUGUAACAUUUGCAGCAAUAAGUCACAGAUCAGAAAAAUGGUAUUGGAAAAAGUGUCUCCCGUAUUCAUGUUGCACUUUGUGGAAGGCUUGCCACAUAAUGACUUGCAGCACUAUUCAUUUCAUUUUGAAGGCUGUCUUUAUCAAAUAACUUCAGUAAUUCAGUACCAGGCAAAUAAUCAUUUUAUAACAUGGAUCUUAGAUGCGGAUGGAAGUUGGCUGGAGUGCGAUGACCCAACAUGUUCUGAAAGGCGUGAGAAAUUUGAAGUUGUUGCUUCAGAGGUACAUAUUGUUAUUUGGGAAAGAAAAACAUCCCCAGUGACAGAUAAGGCGUCUGCCUGCCUUCCACUUAAAAAGACUAAUGAUGAGCCUCCUUGCGGUGAUGAGAAGCCAGCCUUUCCAACUCGGUGUUCUGUGGGCGAUGCUGCCUCUGCUGAGCCAUUCUCAAGGACUCUGCCCACUGGUGUGGCAGUUGGACCUAGCACACACUCACAGGGUGAAGCUGUAGCUCUAGCUCAUGGGCAUCAUUUACUUUCAGGUCCAGAAAGUUUGGUUGACAGUAGUAUUUUAUCUUUGACGCUUGAAGAAAUAAAGGUUAACUCUGAUGAACGUUUCCUCUUAGAAAAUAAACCUGUGGCCGAAAAUGCAGGAGUUGGCAAAACCGAUAUUUUGCAAUCACAAGAGUUACUAAUGGCUUCUUUAGUAUCAGCUCCAUGUGUUGAAAAGCUUACUCAAGACCGAUUCGUGGAUUUAAGCUUGCCAUCUCCAGUUGUAGGUGCAAACAUGCAGUUGGCACAGCUGAAUACAGAAGACACUGUAAUUAUUAAAUCUGUGAAUACUGUUCAUGUUACUGACUCUAUAGGUGGAGUAAAGCUGGUAGAAGUUGAGGGUACAGUUGCCCUAAAGAAGGAUACUCCAUUAAAACACUUUGUUUCACCCAAAACUGAGAAGUUAAAACCAGAACAAGCUAUUACAGCUCAGGUAUCUGAUUGGAAAAAAAAUGAAACUGUGGCAUCUUCUCAAACCAUAACAGCGAAAUCAGGACAAAAUCCAUCGCUGAAAGAAACUCAGAAGAACCCAUUUGUAGGAAGUUGGGUUAAAGGCUUAUUAAGUAGGGGUGCUUCUUUUAUGCCACCUUGUGUUUCAGCUCAUAAUAGAAACACUGUAACUGAUUUGCAGCCUUCAGUUAAGGGGGCAAGUAAUUUUGGUGGCUUUAAAACGAAAGGCAUAAACCAAAAGGCUCACCGGCCAUCCAAGAAAGCCAGUAGGUGUGCAGAUAAGCCACCUACAGUAAGUAACCCUCCACCAGGCCAUCCAUUGUCUGGUAGCACGACUUCUCGUGUAUGUACUGAUGCUAUUGCUGAUACAGAUGCUUUGAAGAAAUGUGAAAAUACCUCCUGUGGAGCUCACCGUAGUCAUGAUUCUUGUGUGAAAGAAAAUGGUGUUUCUUCUGCAAAACAUGGAGACUCAGGUGAGGGUCAGAUUCAUAAACUUCGUCUAAAACUUCUUAAAAAACUUAAAGCCAAAAAGAAGAAAUUAGCUGCUCUUAUGUCUUCCCCUCAAAAAGGAACACCUCCAAGUGAAAAUUUAGAACAUAUGUCCCACUGUGGGUCUCCAAACGAUUGUGAAUCAAUAGAAGACUUGCUAAAAGAACUACAGUAUCAAAUUGAUACUGCUGAUAAUAAAUCUGGGUGCACAGUUCCAUACAGUAGUCAGAAUCAUGAAGAAAUUUUAGCAGAAUUAUUGUCUCCUACAACUGUUGUCUCAACAGAGCACUCGGUAAAUGGGGAGGCUGACUUUAGGUAUUUAGAAAUGGGAGUUGACCACAUCCCAACACCAGUGUCUACUGAAUUAAAUGAUAUUCCCCAAAACACACAUCUGAGACAGGACCAUAAUUACUGUAGCCCCACCAAGAAAAAUAUGUGUGAAGUUCAGCCAGAUUCACUGACAAAUAAUGUCUGCAUUAGGACUUUGAAUUUGGAAAGUUCCAUGAAGACCGAUAUUUUUGAUGAGUUUUUUUCCACUUCAACAUUAAAUUCCUUAGCAAAUGACACAUUAGACUUACCUCAUUUUGAUGAAUAUCUCUUUGAGAAUUGUUGAGUGCAUGUUCUUUUUAGUUUAGUAUUUAUUACUGUUCUUGGAAAAACUAUGUUAGUAUAGUGUUUACACACUGGCCUUGUCAUGAAUAAAAUGUAAGCUACCGAAGGUUUUACCUUUGCUUCUACUCACAAAGCAUGUAAUCUGUUAUACAAAUUAAAAUGAUCAAGAAUUGGU